This is a messenger RNA of Chaetomium fimeti, 4342 nucleotides long. RefSeq lists its product as uncharacterized. The coding region runs from base 355 to 4074 and encodes 1239 amino acids. The record is from RefSeq and is a predicted model, not a curated record. The transcript is spliced from 2 exons. NCBI's taxonomy places the organism in Eukaryota, Fungi, Ascomycota, Sordariomycetes, Sordariales, Chaetomiaceae.
GACGAGUUCUUGCACUUCAGUUCCGGUGAUGGGCAAAGCACGUAUUGCAAAGAUGCUGAUCAUUCCUACAGUCAGCACAAGAAACCGCAGGAUUGUGCCUUCAGGGACCCCUGUCUGAUGGCGUGGCUGCGUGUUUGAUAAGCUGCGAGGGGCCACUAAAACCAGGGAGUGACACCACUUGAAGCCAGGGGGAACCUCCCGUUCACGCUCACUCUUUGAAACAAAACCACCACCACCCCAGAGGUGCCUUUGCAACCCCCGAUUGUUCUUUCCUCCGGCCCCGCCUCUGCCCCGAGCAGCUCUCCGUUCGCAACGCUCGGCAUCAAUAUCGAGUAAAUCAAAAACUAAACAGCCAUGCCGGGCGUUGACGGGGCCUCGACCGGCAGUGACCAACCCCCCACUACCACUACCUCGAUUGCGACCAAAGAUGUCCCGCGCGCCCCGGCGCCCACCACGAGUCCGAAACCAGAGCCCCAAACCGUUGCCGCCAUGACCGUCGAAUACGAUGACUUCGGUCUCCCGAUAAGGAAAUACACGGCGCCCACCGGCAAGAAAGAGACGUCGGGCACCACCGAGGAGCCUCGCCCGGCAACGAAGGUCGACACGACAGACAAUGGGAAGCAAGUCGCGAAGCCUGCCCGGGGAGCAACUAGCAGUAGGGAUCUGGGUAACACGAGCAAUGAAGCGGAGUCGACCAGUGACCAGAAUCCCAAAGAUGCCGCCUCCCACGGCAGCAAUGAGCUUGCAGAUGCACAGCGGGUACCUGCGGCUAUGCCCCCCGGGGAGCGUACCGCCACAGAUAAAACCAGCCCAUCGCCUCCGAACGAUCAAGGAAAGUCAGUGGAUGCCGUGCCGGAUAAUGCCAACCCGCAACCGCAACCCACGGCGGCCCGCGAAUUAGACGAUGAGUCUACGAAACUCGAAGAUCAGGCCGUGUCCGAAGCCAAGAAGCCAGAGCCAGUGGCAGCCGACCAAAAGCACGAUGCGAGCAAGAGGAUGAGCGCAGCGGGCGGCGUGUCCGAGUUUUCGCACCAACAGCUUACCUCAAAUCAGCCUGAAAAGAAAGAGGACGACGCCGACGAGUGGCAGACCAUGCCCGCAUAUGCGCCGUACGAUCUCUACGAUGACGACAACAAGUUGAUCGCGAAGGAGUACGUCGAGGCCGAAGACGAAACGUACGGUUAUGCCGGGCUUGGGGGCGCUGGGAAGGGGUACACUAAAGUGCUGCUGGACGAUGACGCCGAGUCUGCGACCAGCAUGGACGAGCACACUCAGUAUCUAUUCAAGGACGCAGGCGGCGGUACGAGUACGGGCGUGACGGACGACGACGACACCCAGCGGGAUGCCGUGGGCCAGCUACAGGCUACCAAGGAGCUCCUGACCGAGGGCCAGAGGGUCGCCUACGUGGGUUUGACCAGACUGGAGCUGUCGUCAAUGCUAAAGGACGCCGAAGCGCUCGUGCAGUCGGCCAAGUCUAAGAAGCAGGUGACGGUAGCGGCUGAGAACAUGAAAAUGUGGAGCCAGAAGAUGAUGGUUAGGCUCUAUUCCCACAUGGACAUCAGCGCGGCCGAGCAGGUUAUGAUUGAACAGCUGAGUUCCCACGGCGUGAUGCCCCAGGACCUCACCCCGGUCUUGAUGGCGAACGCCCGUGUACGGAACCCCAUGGCCGCCGAGAAGGACGCGAGGUCAUCCGUCUCCAGCGCAGCCCCGUCCCGACCCUCCUCGAUCGCGAGUCCUGCGCCGGAACAAGCUGCCGAGCCGCCGCCGCCUUAUUCGGCCGACGACGACGUGGAGCUCACGGCCCCGGUGAGGACACCGUCGCAAUUACCUACCAGCCAGAAGAUCGAUAUAGAUAUCCGGUGGACCGUUUUGUGUGAUCUCUUUCUGGUGCUCAUCGCGGAUUCCAUCUAUGAUGCGAGGUCGAGGUUGUUGCUAGAGAAAGUCGCCAAGGACCUCGACAUCACCUGGCUUGACAUCUGCCGGUUUGAAAAGAAGGUGACGGACGCGCUAGAGAUGCAGGCAAACGCUGAGACGGAGAAUUGGAACGAGGACGAGCAUAUGGAGAACCGCAGGAAGCUGGCUCUCAAGAGACGCUACCUGAUGAUGGGACUCGCUACAGUGGGCGGCGGCUUGGUGAUCGGCCUCUCUGCUGGCCUGCUCGCCCCCGUCAUCGGCCUAGGCUUGGCGGCCGGUUUCACAACAAUAGGCGUCGGUGGCACGGGUGGUUUCCUCGCGGGCGCCGGAGGUGCAGCCAUCAUUACCUCGAGUGCCGCAGCGUCGGGUGGCAUCAUCGGCGUCAGAGCCGCCAACAGGAGGACGGGCUCCGUCAAGACAUUCGAGUACCGGCCGCUACACAAUAACAAGCGCGUGAACCUGAUUGUUACCGUCUCGGGGUGGAUGACAGGCAAGGUCGACGAUGUUCGCCUGCCUUUCAGCACGGUCGACCCGGUCAUGGGAGACAUUUAUUCGGUGCUCUGGGAGCCAGAAAUGCUUACGAGCAUGGGUGACACCAUCAACAUCCUUGCAACCGAGGCUCUCACGCAAGGUCUUCAACAGGUUCUGGGCAACACCAUUCUCAUCACUUUGAUGGCAGCUCUCCAGGUGCCCGUCGUACUCACCAAACUCUCCUACCUGAUCGACAACCCCUGGGCUGUCUCACUUGACCGUGCCACCAUGGCCGGGCUGAUCCUGGCGGACUCGCUCAUCGACCGCAACCUGGGCACUCGGCCUGUCACCCUGGUCGGGUACUCGCUCGGCAGCCGGGUCAUCUUUUCCUGCCUUCAGGAACUCGCUAAGAAGGGCGCUUUCGGUCUCGUCCAGAACGUUUAUAUUUUCGGCAGCCCUAUCGUCGUCAAGAGGGACGAGUAUCUGCGCGCCCGCGCCGUGGUAUCUGGGCGGUUUGUCAACGGCUACAACCGCAGCGACUGGAUCCUCGGGUACCUAUUCCGUUUGACCAAUGGCGGUAUCAGACGCAUUGGCGGCUUGGCUCCCAUUGAAGACAUUCCCGGAAUCGAGAACAUGGACGUCUCCGAGUUUGUCGUCGGGCACAUGAACUACCGAACGGCCAUGCCACGUCUCAUGCGGGAAUGCGGCUGGCUGGUCGAAAGCGACGAGUUCACAGAAAUGGAAGACCCCGACCCGGAUAACUACGAGGAGCGGCAGCGCGAGUUGAUCAGCGAGAUCGAGGAGGCACGCCGAGACCUAGAAAAUGAAGGGAAGGGGACCACCAAGGGCGGCGCGUUCGGCUUCUUCAAGCGGAAGAAGGCGCCACAAAAGCAAGAGUGGGAGCUAUAUGAGGAAGCGAAGGGUAGCAAAAACAGCAAAACGGAGGACAAGGAAGGGAACAACCACGGCGUGCUGUUCGACGUCGACGCCAUCCGCGCCGAGAUCGCCAAGGAGAGCCAGAACCGAAAAGACGGAGACAUCGACGAGGAGCUCCUCCAGGUGCGCGAGAUCAAGAGCACCCUCCCACCCAUCAAACUCGACAGCGCAACCCUCUCCCCGCCACCAAAAACAACACCGCGCCAAACCCUCCGCGAAAGCAAGAGCGCCGAGCUCAUCCCCGCGCCAUCACCCUCCCCAAACAACCUCAGCAGCCCCAACCUCCCAUCCUACGAGCGCCACUCCUCCCACGAACCGCACCCCUCCCGCGAACGCGUCCCCACCUUCCCCACCGGCAAACCCGAGCGCAGCAUCAGCAUCAGCAGCAACAACCCCUACCAGGGCCACGGCUACGGCUACGGCUUCAACUACCCGGACCACGCCUCCAGUCUGCACCACGAUUAUGACGACGACGACGACGGCGGCGGCGGCGGCGGCGGCGGCGGCGGCGGCGGCGUGCAGAUGACGUUUGACACGAGCUUUGACGACGACGGCGACGGAGGGCCGAAAGCGUCGCCGUCGGCGGCCUCGGCUGCUGGGACGGGGGGGAUGUCCUCGCUCGGUGGCGGCCCGGCGAGGCCGGAGAUGAGGUCGGCGCAGACGGUGCCGAAUAUCUCGCUGGCGGAUCCGUGGGCGGAUGAGGAGGAGGAGUUUGGGAGGGGGGAGAAGGAGAUUAAGAUGACUUUUGCUUGAUUUUUCUUUUUGCCUCUUGGUUGGGGUGGGGUGGGAUGGUUUUGGCUUUUUGGGGGGUGGGGAGGGUAGAAUGGUGGGGUAAUGAAUGUGGGAUGUUGUGUGAUGCGAUGUGAUGAUGGUGGUGGUGAUGGGUGGGUGGUUUUGGUGGUGGAGGGGCUGGUCGGGUAAUGCUUUGAUGAUGGAUGGAUUGUCUAGGUGGGGGGUUAUUUUACUGGUUACCCCAGAGAUGGAUUCCCGGUUAGGAGGUUGCCUGGCACACGGGCUUGCU